Molecule: messenger RNA, 1111 nt
Organism: Nylanderia fulva
Lineage: Eukaryota; Metazoa; Arthropoda; Insecta; Hymenoptera; Formicidae
Product: RNA demethylase ALKBH7, mitochondrial
Biological process (GO): fatty acid metabolic process; DNA damage response
Cellular component (GO): mitochondrial matrix
Source: RefSeq, a predicted model, not a curated record
AUUAUAUGUAAUUCCAAAAUUAUUAAGCUCUUAUUUUUUUGUUUUUUGCACAUGCAUUUUUAAAGAUGCAUGUAAAUUGGCAAUUUUGCAGUUUUCUCAAAAUCAUCAAAUGGUCUGAACAUAACCUAUAUACACCUGUUUCCUGUUUAAAGAUAAUGAGAAUUGGUGAUUGACAUGUGCAAUUGUAAAGAAAUAAAUCAAGUUUGUUAAAUUAUUUAAUUUGCAUAAUUAUACAAGAUACAUGGUUUUGUGAUGUAAUUAUAUUAGGAAAAAAGGAAUUGACAUCAAUUUAGGAAAUGGCAUUACGUUUAUUAUUUUACAAUGUAAAUAGAACAUUUUGUCACACUAGCUCAAAAUAUGUUGCCACUAAUAAUUCUAGUAUGACAGAAUCGAAUGAAAAUAUAACAAAGGAUUGGAAAAUAGAAUUAUAUAACACUAUGAAAAUCCUUCCAAAUUUUAUAAAUGAAAAAGAGGAAGAUAUCCUGCUACAAGAGGUUGAUCCUUAUAUGAAACGAUUGCGCUAUGAAUAUUCACACUGGGAUAAUGCAAUACAUGGUUACAGAGAGACAGAAUAAAAGUGGAGCAAAGAUAGUUCGCAAGUUCUUGAUAGAGUUCGUAAAGAAGCAUUUCCACCUGAAAUGACACAGCUCUCCCUUGUACAUAUAUUAGAUUUAGCCUCCGAAGGAUGGAUAAAACCCCAUAUUGACAGUAUCAGGUUCUGUGGGGGCAUUAUUGCAGGAUUAAGUUUGCUGACCGAUAGUGUGAUGAAAUUGACAAGAGGGCAUAAGAAAGAAUGCACCGAGUGUUUCUUGCUACCAAGAAGAUCAUUAUAUAUUAUGAGUGGUGUUGCUAGAUACAAGUACAAUCACGAAAUUCUCAAAUCUGAGGAAUCAUAUUUUGAGGGACGACACAUACCAAAAGGUAGACGUAUCUCCAUAAUAUGCAGAAGCGAACCUGAUCCUGAAAUUAGUAAAAACUCAGGUGCAUAAUUAAGAAAUUGUGAUGCAAAGAUCUCUGUAAAUAUUUCAAGUUUAAUUGGAGCAAGAGAGGAAGAGUGAAACACGCUUGUGAAUAAAAUAUAUUAUUUAAAAAUAAACUCAGAAUAUUGAUA